Anisakis simplex (herring worm) is the source of this 660-nucleotide messenger RNA. NCBI's taxonomy places the organism in Eukaryota, Metazoa, Nematoda, Chromadorea, Rhabditida, Anisakidae. The record is from the annotation of a GenBank genome assembly.
AUGUUGUCAUGUUUAUCAAAACGAAUCGCUCUGCCAUUCCAAAUAACGAAGGCGUUUUUGACAACCGUUGAAUCAGAUUCAUUUCGUGUUCAUGAAUUCACCGAAAAAUAUUUCCAUCACAGAAAGGCGCAGUUCACCGAAACGAUGAGUUUUAUUGAUCCCCAACAAAUGCCAACGAUUCCCAUCUAUCGAGUGACAGACUCUACGGGUAAAUUCAUCGAUUCGGCUCAGGACCCGAAUCUAGAUAAGGAAUACGCGAUAAAAGUGUACAAAAAGAUGUUAUUGUUGGAGUCGAUGGACAAGAUUUUGUACGAUUCGCAACGACAAGGACGUAUUUCAUUUUAUAUGACAAAUUCCGGUGAAGAAGCCACUCAUUUCGGCUCAGCUGCAGCACUACAAGAUGACGAUUUAGUGUAUGCACAAUACCGAGAAGCGGGUGUUUUACUAUGGCGAGGCUUUACAGUGGAUAGUUGUAUGGAUCAGUGUUAUGGGAACGCGAGAGAUCUUGAGAAAGGAAAGCAAAUGCCCGUUCAUUACGGUUCAUUAGAGCAUCAUUUCGUCUCAAUUUCAUCACCACUCGGCACGCAAAUAUCGCAAGCUGUUGGCUCCGCGUACGCAUACAAACGGUAUUUCAGAUGUUCAUCGCAUCACUUCUCAUAA